Messenger RNA from Scomber scombrus (Atlantic mackerel), 2584 nucleotides. It is a transcript of the gene spsb1, whose product is annotated as splA/ryanodine receptor domain and SOCS box containing 1. Gene Ontology annotation, biological process: proteasome-mediated ubiquitin-dependent protein catabolic process; intracellular signal transduction. The transcript is spliced from 3 exons. Gene Ontology annotation, molecular function: protein binding. The coding region runs from base 372 to 1193 and encodes 273 amino acids. NCBI's taxonomy places the organism in Eukaryota, Metazoa, Chordata, Actinopteri, Scombriformes, Scombridae. Gene Ontology annotation, cellular component: SCF ubiquitin ligase complex. The record is from RefSeq and is a predicted model, not a curated record.
AGAGCAGCCAUCAUCAUUUUCACCUAAUUCAUGUCCAGCCUGAAAUGGUAAAAGGUAAGCUGAAAGGGAAACAGUAAACAGCAAUGAAGUAGGCGAAGACUCUGAAGCCUCACCCGUUUACCUCCGCUCUGCUGUUUCACCGCCUCACAACUUCACCCAGGUAGGCUUCAAACAGCCCGUGGCUGUCUAAAACCAGUGACACAGGAGUGCAAACCUGCGUCUUGGAUUGCAGGAGCACAGUGGAGGAGAGGGUCUGAGGCUGAUAACUCCCCCCAUUAGACUUUGAGGAGGGGGGAGGAGGAGGAGGGGGAGGAGGAAGAAGAAGAAGAAGAAGAAGAAGAAGAAGGAGCUGCUCUAUAACCACCCAGAGCAUGGGGCAAAAGGUCCCAGGUGGCAUUAAAACAAUUGAUAUGAGGGAUCCGGCGUUCAGCCCCCUGAAGCUGGAGCUUCAGGCCCUGAGUCACACAAAGCCGUCUCGACUGGAUCUGCUGCUGGACAUGCCACCUGCCAGCCUGGACGUGCAGGUCCAGCACUCAUGGAACAACGAUGACCGCUCCCUCAACAUCUUCGUCAAGGACGACAACAAGCUGGUGUUUCACAGGCACCCUGUGGCGCAGAGCACGGACGCCAUCCGGGGUCAUGUUGGCUACACACGGGGACUGCAUGUGUGGGAAAUCAGCUGGGCCAUGCGGCAGAGGGGUACGCACGCUGUGGUCGGAGUGGCUACAAUUGAUGCCCCAUUACACUCGGUGGGCUACACCGCAUUGGUAGGAAGCAAUGCUGAAUCCUGGGGUUGGGACCUGUGCAGGAGUAAACUCUACCACGACGGCAAGAAUCACACAGGAAAAACCUACCCGGCCUUCCUCGAGCCAGACGACACCUUCAUAAUACCAGACUCCCUCUUAGUAGUCUUGGACAUGGACGAGGGGACUCUGGGUUACAUUGUGGAUGGACAUUAUUUAGGGGUGGCGUUCAGAGGACUUAAGGGCAGGAAGCUAUACCCUGUGGUGAGCGCCGUGUGGGGACACUGUGAAAUACGAAUUCGGUACAUUAAUGGACUUGAUCCUGAACCCCUCUCUCUGAUGGACCUGUGUAGGCGUUCGGUGAGAGUGGCAUUAGGACGAGACCGUCUGAGUGAAAUCCAUAGACUGCCCCUCCCGGCCUCUCUCAAGAACUACCUGCUCUACCAAUGACGGCGCCGUCAGUCACACCACACAGUACACUCCCCUCUUUCUCAUGUUUCUCUGGGAUCCGUCUUGGGUUUAACCCGUUUGACAACAUUGCUCAAGCCUCUAGGACUGACGCAGCCUUAUGGAUGAUUCAACAAGUAUACUUCUGUGUCAGUGGCUGGACUCCUUUUUGAGUUUCUUAUCCUGUUUUAAUGACUAUUUGCAAUUCUAUUCUCUAACUUAAAAAAAAAAAAAAAAAAAAUCAGGAAUCACUGAGCACUAUGCACAUGCUGAUCCGGACGAUGCCCUGACAGUCACCAUUUUGGUGUACCUCCUCCAGUUUGUAAGAUGAUGUGGUGUAAGUGGUCGGUAUCUCUACUCUGAUGAUGAAUUUCUAUCUCUUAAGCUUUUAAAGUGAAAUGUUGGUUGUACUAAAAACUAUGAAGAUUGGUCUUUGAGUGUCAGUGCAGUGCCUAUAAUUGACCACAAGGUGGCAGCAUAUACACAUAUUUACCAAUUUAUCCUCUCAAAUUGAGAAUUAUAUAAUGAAAUCUUUGUUGUUUUUAAGAAAUUAUGUUUAAAUGGAUAGUGAACAAAAAUUACGGUUUUCACAACACAGAAAGGAGAUGCUGACCACUCCAGUGAGUCUGUUUUGCAGUGUGAGGCAGUUGAUGAUCAGCUCUGAUCACUCGCAAGCAGCACUAUCAGGUUUCUCUUGCUUACCAUUGAGGCAUCUGACAGGAACAUAAUCAGCAGAAAUUUUAACAGAAGGAUAAUGUCACUGUGAUUAUUUGUAGCAUGCAUCUGCAGGAAAAAUUUUCUCAAUACAAUCAUCUUUUUAAAAAUCUUUUCUGUCACUCCUGCUUUUUGUAGUGCAGUAGUUUUCAACCACAUACUAUUGAGACCCAAGAGUUUUCAUUGUUUUAGUUCAACCAAUCGCUCAGUCAGCUGUUUUCACUGGUUUGCACCGUGGAGUGGAAACCAGCCAAUGAAACUGCUGCUGUAGUGUUGCGGAUGGUUGGAAGUAAAACUCGAAAGUCUUUGGCCUCACUGGCACAUAGCUGGGAACCAUUGAUGUUGUGUUUGUGUUUUAUGACAUGUAAAAGGGGUUUGGGAACCAGACUAUGUUGGUGAACUGCAGAUUUAAGUCACCAUAAUGACAAAAAAGACAAUCCACAAAGUGCUGCACAGAUGUGAUAAAAGAGAGUCAGACUGCCAAUUUAUUGUCAGAUGCCAUAUCACCGACCUGUAUACUCUAGGAUUUUUCAAUGUGCUGACAUGGUCCUUAUUCAGCACUCAGCCGGAUAUGGACACACUGUGCCACACCUUACUUUCCACGCUUGCAGCUUCCAUUUUAUUUGUAUUCCUUGUUGUAGAUUUGUUUGUAAGUAUAUAUUAAAGUUUAUUUCAAAGUA